AUUGCCUUGGGUGCCUUUAAUCAGGCUAAUACAUGGACAUGUAGUGCCCACUAUACCAACAAUGGAGUCAACAUUCUAGCGUACCAUUGAGUCAACAUUCUAGCGUACCAAGAAGUCUAUUGGUGGUUGCUAAGGAAAGGAUGUUGCUAAGGACCGGCAUAUGGAAACGCAGCGUGCUGUACGCCCACCUCCCAGCAUGCUAAUCGCUCAGGAAUACAGGCGCUGACUCGUGUUAAUACCAAAUUAGCUUGUCUCCAGGCAGCAGGUGAAGUGAAGCACCUGAGCUGCCGCGUUCAUCCCGGCGCACAUCUUUUUCUCUCAGCCUCCCGAGGAGGGAUUCGAACUUUCACAAUGGCGGCUCUACCUCUUCUCUACAACGCCACUCUGCCAGCGGUGCCUGAAUCGAAUCCCGUGUACUACGCUCAAAUCUCGCUGUAUUCCCUCAACGUGGCCUUCGGCGUGCCCAGCAACCUGCUCAUCUUGGGGAUGACGGCCCGUCACGGCGAGAUGCGAACGCCGGCAAACCUCCUGAUCGGGAGCCUGUGUGUGGCUGACAUCAUGCUCCUACUGCUCUCACUGGCCAACUUCUCCCCCGUCUCCCUCUCCACCCUCACCUUCCUCAAGAUCCUCAAGCAGACCUUCUUCUCCAUCUCCGUCGCCAACCUGAUCGCUGUCUGCUUCCUCCGCUACUUCUCCGUCUACCACCCUCUGAAGAACAAGCGGCUGGUCAGCAAGGGGAGGGUGAAGAAGGCCCUGGGAGUGACCUGGCCGCUCUGCUUCUUCCUCGCCACGCCGGCAGCCGUCCUGACCACCAAGCCCACCUGGGCGUCCAAGGCUCUCCUGACAAACCUGCACAUCGUCUACACCCUGGGCUACUCCACACUCUUCUUCUUCCUCCCGAUGCUGUUCCUCCUGUCGGUGUUCGUGGCUCUCACGGUCAAGUUCAAGAGGAAGGACGAGGAGGGAAGCCGCGAGGACCAACGCCAGUCCGAGGGCCGACUGCGCCGGGCCACGCUCGUGCACGGCAGGGCCAAGAGGAAGCAGCUCCACGGACAAGUCAUCAAGUGUACUGGCUCGCUGCUGAUUCUCUUCGGGGUGUGCUGCCUUCCGAGCAACGUGGCACAAGUGGCGCAGGCCCUCAUGGCUCUGGGCUUCGACAACCACCUCCCGACCAUCUACGUCAACUCUGCCAUCAUCUCCACCUUCGUCCUGUACUUCUACAUGUCCCUGAAGCCGGUGGUGUACCUCACCACCACACUGCCCACCUGCAAGAUCUUCUGGGAGCUCAUCAAGCCCACGGUAUCGGCACAGAAACCAGAGGAGAUCGAACUGAGAACAAUCCGCGUGCACACUCCUUGUGUGACCGAAGCGGAAUACGUGUAAAUAUUCCGGACUUUUUAUGUAUGCAUGAUUGUUUUCUUUCUUUUCACAUUU
Branchiostoma belcheri (Belcher's lancelet) is the source of this 1434-nucleotide messenger RNA. RefSeq names its product neuromedin-U receptor 2-like. Gene Ontology annotation, cellular component: plasma membrane. The record is from RefSeq and is a predicted model, not a curated record. Bases 352 to 1383 code for a protein of 343 amino acids. NCBI's taxonomy places the organism in Eukaryota, Metazoa, Chordata, Leptocardii, Amphioxiformes, Branchiostomatidae. The transcript is spliced from 2 exons. Gene Ontology annotation, biological process: G protein-coupled receptor signaling pathway. Gene Ontology annotation, molecular function: G protein-coupled receptor activity.